Messenger RNA from Acanthoscelides obtectus, 1382 nucleotides. The record is from the annotation of a GenBank genome assembly. Lineage: Eukaryota; Metazoa; Arthropoda; Insecta; Coleoptera; Chrysomelidae.
AAUGUUUCAUCUGUCAUUUAAAUUUUAAUUUUUUCAAGUUCAUGGUUUUGUUUUGGUAGUCGUGGCGACUGUUUUUUUUUAGGUGAAACUUAUCCUGUACUUCAAGUCUCGUUGAAGUAAAACUGUUAACGAUCCUCACUUAAUUUAAAAUGUUGAAACUAGUCCCGCUAUUAGUGUUUUUUAUUUCUAUCAGUUGUAUAUCGUCCGUUAGCUCUCAGGAUGGGGAUUCUUGUCAAACAUACGCCGGGGGCACCGUGUAUCCUCACAUGUUCAACCCAGCGCAGACGGAUCAUAAAUUACAAUACACUAAAGCAGUCAUCUCAAAACCUGCACCAUUUUGGGAGAGCACUGCGGUUUUUAAUGGAAAGUUUAUUCAACUGAAGUCUACAGAUUACUUAGGGAAAUACUUGGUGUUUUUCUUCUAUCCACUAGAUUUCACAUUUGUAUGUCCAACUGAAAUCCUAGCGUUCAGUGAUAGAAUUGAGGAAUUUAGGAAAAUCAACACAGAAGUAGUUGCAUGCUCAGUUGAUUCACAAUUUACACAUUUAGCAUGGAUCAACACACCAAGAAAAGAAGGAGGUUUAGGCAAUGUCAAUUUCCCUCUGCUGUCUGACUUAAAUCACAAAAUAUCUAAAGAUUAUGGAGUAUUUCUAGAUGACUUAGGCCACACACUGAGGGGUUUGUUCAUAAUAGAUCCAAAAGGCAUAGUAAGGCAAAUCACAAUGAAUGACUUACCAGUAGGCAGAAGUGUAGAUGAGACCAUAAGAUUAGUACAGGCUUUUCAAUAUACUGACACACAUGGAGAAGUAUGCCCUGCAGAGUGGAAACCUGGAAAGGACACUAUUAUUCCUAACCCAACAGAGAAAAAGAAAUAUUUUCAGAAACAACAGCAGGAGUUGUAAUAGGAUGUGUGAGCAUGUUUCACAUAUUUUCAUAGACUUUUUUCCAGGUUUAAUAUCUGAGAUUUACUUCUCUUUGAUACUAGUUCAUUAUCAACCUUAUUGUUUUGCUCAGGUGCUUCAAUUUUAACAUGUUGCAGGUUUACCAUUCAUAUUUGUGUUUUUCUACAUCACAUAAAACUUUAUAAUUUACAAUUGACUAUAAUCAGUUAUCAGUAUGAUUAGGAAACUGUUGAAAAAAAAAACUCGUCUAUAAUUCCAAAGCCAUGUGUUAUUUAAAAAGGCUGAAUUGUAAUCACAUAUAAAACAUAUAUGUAUGCUUUCAGAAAUUGUACAUUCCUUUAAAACAAAUAUGUUUUCCAUGUAAUGCUAUGCUAUAAAAAGACAUCACAAACUUGUAAAUAAUUCAUAUGGAAACUGUUUUUAAAUAAAUGAUAAACUACUUAAAUUUAAAUGUCUCAUAUUCUAAUUUUUAUAGCUGUA